UCAGUGUCCAUCCAUGGGGAGGAGUGGAUUGGAUUGGAUCUAGGUUGUUUAAAUUCUGCUAAGGUUAACCUACCAAUUUAAUCUUUAUAAUUUUACUUAGGUACUGUCGCAUAACCAAAUUCAACUACAAUAAUAAUUUGAGUGUUUUAAGAUAUUACAUAAAGUUUAAGUAAUGGCUUCGUUUUCACGUUUGCAAAAAAUAGCGUUGUUAAGUCUGGGUGCCGUCGGAGGCAGCUUGGCUUAUUAUCAUGUAAAUAGUGAGAAAAAAGAAGGAAAAUUCGGUGUGUACAACUCAUGGACUACGAAUUAUACCCCCAGCGUGAAAUGGGAGAAAAAUUGGGAUCAUCGUGAACCAGAAUCAAUAGUAAGGCCCGAGAAGACAAAUAAACCAGAUGAUGACAACCGUUACAAUGAGCAGAUAGAUAAAGCAAGAAGUAAAGCAGUGAGGCAUCUGUUUCUCAUCAGACAUGGGCAGUAUAACCUAGAUGGCGUCACCGAUAAGGAAAGAACACUAACUGAAUUAGGUAGAAAGCAAGCAGACCUAACCGGCCAGAGGUUAGCAUGCUUAGACAUCAAAUGGGACUUGCUAGUGCGGUCGACCAUGACCCGUGCACAGGAGACAGCGGCCAUUAUCGCUAAGCACUUGGACAAAAACUUGGAGAUCAAAGACUGCCAGUUGCUUGAGGAAGGGGCUCCUAUACCGCCCGAACCUCCCGUUGGACAUUGGAGGCCAGAACCUAAACAGUUCUUCCAGGAUAGCGCGCGGAUAGAGGCGGCGUUCAGACGGUACUUCUACAGGGCGCCGCCGGAGCAGGUCAAUGACACCUACACGCUGCUGGUCUGCCAUGCGAAUGUCAUCCGCUUCUUUGUGUGCAAAGCGCUCCAGUUCCCUCCUGAAGCGUGGUUGCGGAUAUCCCUGAACCACGGCUCCAUCACGUGGGUCUCCAUCAUGCCAAAUGGCAACGUCGUGCUCCGCUCCCUGAGCGACACCGGACACAUGGAGCCCAAGUAUAUCACCAGCCGGUAAAGCUGUUUAGGUAUAAUGUAACAUAUAGUGGAUUUGCAUUUUAGAUAGCUCAUUCGAUGCCUUCUACGUAUUGUGGAAUUGCGGAUGCUGUGUCGCUCCAAAUUUGACAUUUUCAACAAAACAUGAACAAAACUUUAAUAUAGAUAUAGUUAUUAUUGACUUUCUCGUCAGACCAUAAACUAAAAUAUGUUAUAUGUCGGUUUUGUAAAGUUAUUUGGAAAUCAAAAUCACUUUAGUAAUUAAGAUUUAUUUGAAAAUGUAUAUAUUAAUUAUAUGCGUAUUCUUUAAUGACACAAAAAUCAAUGUGGAAUUUUUUACGUUUCGCAAAAUAGAUUACAAAAGUGAAAUCCAAUUUUUGUCAUACAAUAUCAACAUAAUAAUUAGGAGGCAUCGUGUUGUUGAAGUAAAGUUAGCAUUAGAGAAAGCAAAUAGAUAUUGAUAUAUCACCAGAUGUAUAAUUGUAACCCAUCUAUCAAGGGUAUCGCAUUUUAGCUAGAUAAAUUUUGAAGUAACGUUUCAUUUUGACAUUGAAGAAAUUCUAUCGUAUACCUAGUCUUUUUUUUUUCUAAAAAUUAUAUUAACUUAUUUCACAUCUUUAGGCGAAAUACAAUCGGUUCAACUUCUACGUCUACUUGUUCACCUUUGCAUUCUUUUUUGUCUAUUUUCUGAGCGGUUCUCAGCCGUUGACCUUCCUACAUUUUCGUCUCCACUUCACUUGGUCGUCGACAUAGUCCCUGGUCGUCAGGCUAUUGGCACGCAUAUAAUUCUUAAUUUCGAUUUUUUACUGCAUAUUUUAUACAUUGACAAUUAGUUACGUACGUCAUUAUAUUAAAAUGUCAUUCAAAAGGUAUGAGGCUUAUAUACACAUAAUAAGUAAUGUCUAUAUGUAAAACUGAUUAAUAUAAUGAUUUUGUACAAUAAGCACUGUUACACUAGUAUUUCUUCAACGUCAAAAGAGGCACCAUUUAGUUUGAUUGUAUAAAAAUUUGUGACCAAUGUAAUGUUUGUGCCAACAUUGGACGAAAAAUUGUGAGGCUUGUCGCGCACUGGUCAUAUUGAUUGAAGUAUUUCAUUCACAAAUUUGCAAAUAACUUGAAAUAUAAAUUAUAUUUUUUAAAUGAUGGAAUGCAAAAAGAUUGAUUGAUUUAGGCUGAAAUUAGCGUUUAAAAUUAUUGUUCUUUUGUACUUAAUUUGUAAUAUUACAGAUUACAUUUAACUUGAAGUAUCGUUAACUUGAAAUGAGCAUUUAAUUGUUUUCCUUUAGUGUUGUUAUUUUUUUAAAUGUCAUUGUCAAUUCAAUACUGAUCAGUGCGUAACUUAAACAUUUGAUGCUCAAAAUUACAAUACUAAAAUUUACUUGUAAUAUGAAUUUAUUAUCGGCCGUGAUUCAAUUGUAUAUUAAUGUAGAUUUUGAAAAUCAACGCGAACUUUACAUAAGUAGGUACGUUUAAUUUAGUUUUAUUUUAAAAUGUAAUUUUGUUUUACAGUGCCUUCCAUAGUAGUGUUCAUAUCUUAGUCAAUUUUAGACGAUAAUGUUAUAAUAAUGAAAAAUGUUUUAUUAUAUAAUACAUACUCGUAUAUUGUUAUUGAGUUAACAACAUAAUAGUACUAGUGGUUUGCUUUGAUGUGAUAAAAAAUAUUUCAUUUGAAAACACCGUAGAAGUAAAAAAAAUACUUACAAGUUUGUAUUAAUAGUUACUACCUACCCAAUACCACUAUUAUUUUGUUUUUUUGUCCCACUGGUGGGCAAAACCCGGUUAAAAACUUGAGAAUUGUGUAUAUAUAAAUUACGUUUUAAAACACGAAACGCGAACGCGCGAAAACGUAAUUUUUAAGAUCUAGUCUAACUCUUUAGCGAAUUUCAUCAAAAUUAGCCUAUUAUUGAGUUUAUCCGUUGCAAAAAAAAAUCUCCUAAUAAUAUUAUUAUAGAAGUAAUGUUUUACGCAGUGUUUGAAAUAGAGGUUUCUUUUAAAAUUCAAUAUCAAACAAACAUAAUUAAAUAGUUAAUAUAAACAUAAUUAAUAGCAAUAGUCUAAUCUUAUUUCUACUUUAAAACGGCAAUCGAUAAUUCUAAUUUUAACUUUAAAACUUCUCAUCGGAAAAAGUGACAUUAAAAUUUCGUAUGAUUGCUAAAUUGCAUGAGUCAGUUAGUCAAUGGACCUAAAGUGAUCCUAAUGACGUUGAGAUUGGGUUUUUGUGAUUUCAAUUAAGGCCCACAAAAGAAUGUCCGUACACGUAUUAAUGUUAGUACUAUUGUAACUCAAUUAUAUGAGAAUAGCCCACUCGAUACUAAUCGAAAAAAUUGUGACAGAAUAAAUCUAAUGACAACAAUCGAAAUGGAAAUAAGAAUCGCGCUUCCAGUCUGUUUAUAAACAGUAAAAAAUUUUUUACCGAACUACAUUUUUACCAUUGCAAUACGUAAUAAAAUUAUUAUUUGAUAAUCAGUCUCGUUCUUUAGUGUAAAAAAAUAAAUACAUUAUUUAUUUAACUCAGCCUUAAAUACCUAAGUAAACAACUAUCCAACGUAUUUUUGUACGAUUUUUACUAAUAGAAAGUGUGAUUUCUGAGGAAGGUUUACAAUAUAAGUUUCAAUAGGUCUUUCAGGCCAAAUAUAGCGUUCUGGGCAUAUAGUAAAUUAAAAAAGUUCUCGAUUAAAACAUAAUUUACUAACAGGAAUACGGAACCAUUCCGAAGGACCUAUCUCACUGAACGUACUUGUGAAGAAACCCGGCUGCUUAAGCAAGUUGAAUCGUGUGCAUAAACAAAUAUUUUCUUUUAUAAGUAGAAAGCCUUUGUGUUGUGCGAUGUAGGGGUUUUUAUUUUUUUGUACUGAAUAUUACUUAUUUACUGCUGUAUUUUUGUUGAUUUUUUUUAAUAUUUCGUCUUUUCAAUUUGUAUAUAACCAGCUGAAUGUUUUUCCUUCAGUAAAACUACGUACAACGUCUGAACAAAUCUGAAUUUUUAUAUGAAGAUAUGUUUGAAAUAAAUAAAUAUUUUUAUUUAAUACGAGUUUGAACACUAGCCCCAUUACACAUAAAAAAUUGAAGGCAUACAUUAUGCUAACGUACGUUUUGUCUUUUUUUUUAAAUGUCAAAUAUCGUGACAAAACGUACUUUAGGUUAAAGUAUGCUUUAACUUAUUUAUGAAUAACGGGGUUAAUGAACUACGAUUUGACUUUACAUACAUCAGUCAAUUUUCACUUUUUUUAAAUAUGUGCAGAAAUAAGAUCAAUGUGAAGAAGAAGACUGUGUCUGAGACAAGUUUUUGUUUCAUUAAAAAACUUGCUUAGAUUUUGCUAAUUUCAAGUGAACAAAAUUGUUAGUAUAGUUUUCAUAUCGAUAUAAACAACUCUAAAAUUGUAUGUUAUUUAUUUCCUUACUUGUGUACAUGUGUCAAAAUAUAAUUCUACUGCCAAA
Molecule: messenger RNA, 4443 nt
Organism: Plodia interpunctella (Indianmeal moth)
Lineage: Eukaryota; Metazoa; Arthropoda; Insecta; Lepidoptera; Pyralidae
Gene: Pgam5
Product: Phosphoglycerate mutase 5
Exons: 5
Coding region: 173-1027 (284 amino acids)
Biological process (GO): peptidyl-threonine dephosphorylation; positive regulation of mitochondrial fission
Cellular component (GO): mitochondrion
Molecular function (GO): protein serine/threonine phosphatase activity
Source: RefSeq, a predicted model, not a curated record